Messenger RNA from Dissoconium aciculare CBS 342.82, 1370 nucleotides. RefSeq names its product DUF1014-domain-containing protein. The transcript has 2 exons. The coding region runs from base 317 to 970 and encodes 217 amino acids. NCBI's taxonomy places the organism in Eukaryota, Fungi, Ascomycota, Dothideomycetes, Mycosphaerellales, Dissoconiaceae. The record is from RefSeq and is a predicted model, not a curated record. Gene Ontology annotation, cellular component: nucleus. Gene Ontology annotation, molecular function: transcription coactivator activity. Gene Ontology annotation, biological process: transcription by RNA polymerase II.
GAGAUAUCUAUCUGUGUCAUGCAUACAUCGCAUUUGGAUUAUUCACUCGUAUUUAUUAUGCCUUCAUACUACUCCGAGAAAAUCAGGCCACAUCGUGGAUGGCCUGUCACAAAUCAUUUGCAUUCCUGCUCGUGUGCUCUGACAGCGCUGGCGGGCGCAAUUGAUGCGGGGUCCACGUAAUUGCAGUAGAACAUCCCACUCGAGCGGGAAGUGCGUCACACAUGGCCGCCGAAGUUAGAUGAUACGCCAUAGGCAUGAUUUUUGCGCCUGACGAUCUUUUUCUUUCAAUCACAUUCCUACGAUCUACAUAUCCACCAUGCCAAAAGGAGAGAACAGCAAGAAGGUCGCUGGAAACGCGAAGAAGGCCGAGGCGGCCGCCUCCAAAAAGGCCGCAGAGGACGCCAAAGCCGCGGUCGCCGAGGACAAGCAAUGGGGCAAGGGAGCCAAGGACAACAGCAAAGCCGAGGCCGCCGCCGCAAAGGCCGCCGAGGCCGCACGCAAAAAGGCUGAAAAGGAAGCUCUGAUGAAGGAGGAAGAAGCCUCUCUACCCAGCAAAGUCACCAAAUCCAAAGUCGCCGUCAAAAAGACCCGCGGUCUCGAUCUCGCAGAUCUUGAUGCACCUUCCUCUUCCAGAGAUCCUCUCGCUGCACUCAACGCCACCGGUAUCGACAAUGCGCUCGACGCGCUCUCUCUCACAGGCAGCAGUGCCAACGACAAACUAGAUCGACACCCGGAGCGUCGUUUCAAGGCCGCAUAUGCCGCGUUUGAGGAGCGAAGGUUGGAGGAAAUGAAGGAUGAGAAGGGCCUGAGGCGACAGCAGAAGAUUGAUCAGAUUCGGAAGGAGUUCGAGAAACAUCCGGACAACCCUUUCAACCAGGUCUCGGCGGCCUACAACAUGUCAAAGGAGGAGAUGAGCGAGCUCAAGGAGGGCGAGAGGGCAAGGAAAGAGGGUCUGUUGACGGCGAAGUGAUAGUGCGGUUGAUGAGUUCGUGAACAGUAUUUUGAACUGGGUGAUGGUUCUGUACCGCCGCUACUUAGUUGUGCUGAAAAUAUAGCACGCUUCGAGCAGAGUAGGACGAGGUGGAUACACCGAAGCCAUGAUCUGUGCAAUCGAACCUGGGCGCAUUGGGUCCAAUACUGAUGAGCGUGGCUGGUGACAUUUCUCGCGCCUUUCUUGUCGCAAGAUGGAGUCCCGGAAAUAUCUCAAACCGAAAAGAGAUUGAAUGAUUCUCGUUCCAAACACUAAAUAGACUUUGACCUACUUCUUAUUCACCAUCUCCGGAGUGAAACGUGUUGUACAGCAGCGUUAUAUGUCGCGCAGAAGCUAAGCUUAUAUACGACAACGGUCAAUCUCCGUUCUUCUUCCGAAU